Molecule: messenger RNA, 882 nt
Organism: Salvelinus fontinalis (brook trout)
Lineage: Eukaryota; Metazoa; Chordata; Actinopteri; Salmoniformes; Salmonidae
Product: mucin-5AC-like
Exons: 2
Coding region: 1-882 (293 amino acids)
Source: RefSeq, a predicted model, not a curated record
AUGCCCCCCACAAUUGCAACUUCAACUACAACUGUAGCAUCACCUACAACAACAACUGUAGAUGCUUCCACAACCACAGGUGCAGCACCUACUACAUCAAUCACAACUGCAGGUCCUACUACAAUUUUACCUCUUACGACAACCACAACUGAAGCUCCUACAGAAAUCACAACUGUAGCUCCAUCAACACCAAUCACAAAUGCAGGUCCUACAACCAUAUUAACUCCUACGACAACCACAAGUGUAGCUCCUACAGAAAUCACAACAGUUGCUUCUAUAACCCCCACAAUUGCAGAUUCUACUUCAACAACUGUAGCUCCCACAACCACUACAACUGCAGCAGCUCCUACAACAACAACUGUAGCUGCUUCCACAACUACUACUGCUGACCCUACUGCAACAACAACUGAAGCUCCUUCUACAACAACUGUAGCACCAACGACAUCAGCAACAACAGUCCCAAUGACAACUGCAGCUAAUACUUCAACUGUAUCUCCUACAAUGCCAAUCACAACUGCAGCAACAACUCUUGCUCCUACAACCUCUACAACUUCAGCACCCAAUACGUCAUUCACAACUGCAGGUCCUACUACCAUUUUACCUCCUACGACAACCACAACUGAAGCAAAUACAGAAAUCACAACUGUAGCUCCAUCAACACCAAUAACAACUGCAGGUCCUACAACCAUAUUAACUCCUACGACAACCACAAGUGUAGCUCCUACAGCAACCACAACAGCACCUACAACCUUCAACUACAACAACUGCUGCUCCUACGACCACAACUGUAGCUGCUUCUACAAACAAAACAGCAGCACCUACUACGUCAAUCACAACUGCAGGUCCUACUACCAUUUUAACUCCUACGACAAGCACAAUUGA